Messenger RNA from Acanthosepion pharaonis, 828 nucleotides. The record is from the annotation of a GenBank genome assembly. NCBI's taxonomy places the organism in Eukaryota, Metazoa, Mollusca, Cephalopoda, Sepiida, Sepiidae.
AUGAGUAAAUUUGCUUUCUGGCACCUCCUCCUCCUCCCUUCUUCGUUUCUUCUUCCUCUUCUUCUUCUUCUUCUUCUUUCUUUCUUUCUUUCUUUCUUUCUUUCUUUCUUACUUCUUGUUCUUGCCUUUUUCUUCUCUUUUUUUCCACUUCUCUUCUUUUAUCUCUUCUUUCUUUUUUCUUCUUCUUUUCUUUUUUCUUCUCUUCUUUCUUCUCUUCUUUCUUCUCUUCUUCUUUCUUUCUUUCUACUUCUUUUCUUUCUUUCUUUCUUUCUUUCUUUCUUCUUCUUUCUCCUCCACUUCUUCUUCUUUUUUUCACUUCUUCUUCUCUUCUUUCUCUUUUUCUUCUUUCAUUCUUUAUUUCUUUCUUUCUUACUUCUUGUUCUUUUCUUUUUUCUUCUCUUUUUUCUUUCACUUCUUCUCUUCUUUUUUCUCUUCUUUCUUUCUUUCUUUCUUCUUUUCUUUUUCUUCUCUUCUUUCUUCUCUUCUUUUCUUCUUUUUUUCUUUUCUUUUUUCUUCUCUUCUUUCUUCCACUUCUUCUCUUCUCUUUUUUCUUUCUUCUCUUCUUCUUUCUUUCUUUCUUUCUUUCUUCUUCUUUUCUUUCUUCUUUUUCUUCUUUUAUUCUUCUUUAUUUUUUCUUCUUUUCUUUGUUCCUCUUCUUCUUCUUCUCUUUCUUCUUCUCUUUCUUCUUCUUCUUCCCUUUUCCUUCUUUUAUUUCUUCUCUUCUUAUUUCUUCUCUUCUUUCUUCUUCUUUUUUCUUGUUUUUUUCUUUUUUCUAUUUCUCGUCUUCUUGUUCUUGUUCUUCCAGUGGAAUUAGCGCUUCAUUUGUAG